Messenger RNA from Rotaria socialis, 1776 nucleotides. The record is from the annotation of a GenBank genome assembly. NCBI's taxonomy places the organism in Eukaryota, Metazoa, Rotifera, Eurotatoria, Philodinida, Philodinidae.
AUGCAAGAAGAUCAUCCUGGCACUGUCAUUAGUAUAAAAACAAAUCAUACACUCAAUCUAUUAUACAAUACAGCCAAACAAGGAAUAGCUCAAAUGCGUUCUCGAGGAGUUCUCGAUGGUGAUGAUUGUAAUUUACUUGAACAAUCAUUGAAAAACAUGCAUCUUUAUCAACAUAUUCCAUCGACAAUGCCACCUUCGUCACCUAUGAUUGCUAUUCAUAAUUUAUCGUGGCUUUUUUCUAACGAACAAUUGAACACCGAUGAAACGCAUGAAAUUGAAGAAAAACUUCUUCGAGCUUUGCCUAAUGAAAACGCCGAACGUUUUACAAACGAAACACUUAUACAUCCACGGACAUUUUCUUGGCAAGAUUUCUUAUGGCAUAAGAACGAUAAAAUCCAUGGUGUCUAUUUAAUAGUUCAUGGUAUUGUUGAAGAAUGGAAACUUGAUCCGUAUGAUAUCGAUGCGCAUCAUAAUGAAGUACGUUGGAAAGAAAUCAACCGAACAAGACAAGUAAAUUUAACACCACAACAAACAUCAAGUCCAAAUACUCAUAAACAUGUACAUUAUUCACCACAAAAUCAUCAAUCUACAUUGAAAAAUAAACUGCAUAUGAAUGAUUUAUCAGUUGUAGAAACAUCAAAAGGGGAUGAAUUUUUUACUAGUGCAUUAUCCAAAGAAGGAAGAGAGAUUGACUCGUUGGUGAAAGUUCAAUCUAUAAGUACACUGGACGACGACGAAAACCUUUUACAUAGAAAUACUACAUGGUACAAGAAAUCGUCUGAGGAUGAUCGUCUACGAUCAACAGCAGGUGUUCGAGUUGCAUUUGAAGAUGGUUUCUAUAUACGUUGGCAUCAUUUAAUGACAAAUCCAAUGAACGAAAAAUUCAAAGACGAUUCGACAAUAGUCGAUGAUGAUAUUCAUCAAUAUUAUCAUCGUGCGCCAUCUGAAGAAAAUUUCGAUGAACUCUUCAAUGAAACAUUUGAUAAAUAUCGUCAAAUACAUCCAGCAACUUCCGAACGUGUACAUCGUCGUUAUUCUUACAGUUCAGGCGAUUGUAUUGGCCUCCAUGAUUUCCUAAUUAGUAACGGAGAAAAAUAUGAAUCAACUGGAAAAUGCUUAACUAAUGUUACUCUUUUUUUUAUUACAAAAGAAAAAUUGUUCGAUAUUUUAAAUUCAUAUUCAUUAUGGAAUGUUCUAUGGCUUGAAAUAGGUAUACGAUUAGCUUUACGUAUUUUACCGGAAAUUCGAGCAUUUCAACAUUCGAGAAUAAAACAGAGUAGUAAUAUGCCCAUAGCCGAUUCUGAUUUAGUUAACAAACGAUUAUUGAAUGCAGGUUUACUUAUUUAUAAUGAAAUGACAUGCAGUUUAGACGAUGUUAUUCAUCUUAAUGAAGAUCUAUUUCUUAUUGCUGGUUCUGUUCGUAAUCAGAUUACUAAAUGUGUCUAUGAAGCGCCAAUAUUUAUAGAACGAAAUUUAAGUAAACAAGGUUUAAAAUUACUUGAUGACCGUUCAAUUACUAAAAUACUCGUUUUACCAGCAACAAUGAAUACGGAUAAUCUUUUCGUGGAUAGUUCAUUAAUAAAUCAUAUAAUUGAUAUUGAAACGAAACGAGAUUUUAAUCAAACACCAAAUGAUUCUGAACAGUUUAACAAAAGACAAAUGAAGCUUUUGGAACAUAGGACACACGAACGAUUUUCAAUCCACGAGGAUAGCCCAUAUCCUCAGCAAACUGUAAAUAUCGAUAGAUCAUUGUCAACUAUUGAUAAUAAAUUUUAA